AUGUAUGGGGCCCACGCGCUGGAGGCCGACAUGGAAUUGGAGUUCCUGGAGACAGCCUGCGCUUGUAAGGCAGUCAUCUGUUGCCGCGUGACGCCCUUGCAGAAGGCCCAAGUGGUGGAGCUGGUCAAGAAGUACAAGAAGGCCGUGACGCUGGCCAUCGGGGACGGGGCGAACGACGUCAGCAUGAUCAAAACCGCCCACAUCGGCGUGGGCAUCAGUGGUCAGGAGGGCAUCCAAGCUGUGCUGGCAUCCGACUACUCCUUCUCCCAGUUCAAAUUCCUCCAGCGCCUGCUCCUCGUUCACGGACGCUGGUCGUAUCUCCGCAUGUGUAAAUUCCUCUGUUACUUCUUCUACAAGAACUUUGCCUUCACCAUGGUGCAUUUCUGGUUCGGCUUCUUCUGUGGCUUCUCAGCCCAGACCGUGUACGAUCAGUACUUUAUCACGCUGUACAACAUUGUUUACACCUCGUUGCCCGUCCUCGCCAUGGGGGUCUUUGAUCAGGAUGUGCCCGAGCACCGCAGCCUGGAGUACCCCAAACUCUACGAACCGGGGCAGCUGAACCUCCUUUUCAACAAGCGCGAGUUUUUCAUCUGCAUUGCGCAGGGCAUCUACGCCUCCAUCUUCAUGUUCUUCAUCCCUUACGGGGUCUUCAGCGACAACGCCCACCUGGCCGACUACCAGUCCUUCGCCGUCACCGUAGCCACGUCCCUCGUCAUCGUGGUCAGCGUCCAGAUCGGCCUGGAUACCGGUUUCUGGACGGCCAUCAACCACUUUUUCAUCUGGGGCAGCCUGGCGGUUUAUUUUGCCAUCCUCUUCGUCAUGCACAGCAACGGCCUGUUCCAGAUCUUCCCCAACCAGUUCCGUUUUGUUGGCAAUGCCCAAAACACCUUGGCCCAACCUGCGGUGUGGCUCACCAUCGCUCUGACCACCGUGGUCUGCAUCAUGCCCGUCGUUGCCUUCCGCUUCCUCAAACUGGACCUCCGGCCAGAACUCUCAGACACAGUGCGUUACACUCAGUUGGUUCGCAAGAAGCAGAAAACCCAACACCGUUGCAUGGGCCGCGUGGGGCGUGCGGGCUCCCGACGCUCGGGCUACGCCUUCUCCCACCAGGAAGGUUUUGGGGAGCUCAUCACUUCCGGCAAGAACAUGCGGCUCAGCUCGCUGGCCCUUUCCAGCUUCAGCGGCCGCCCCAGCACCAGCUGGAUCGAGACGCUGCGGAAGAAGAAAAACAGCGGCGGCGGUGGCAGCGAGCCCAGCGUGCCCGAUAAGGCGGUGAAAGUAUGACACAACACCAGGGGAGCAUCAUAGACGAUGGAUGGACCCGUGUGUUAAAGAUCUCGAUCCGCCGUGAGGAUGUGAGAAAGGGGGCUCGCUAAACGGGAGCAGAUCGGUCUUCGUAGCCAUGGCCGAGAACUCAGAACCGUGGCUUGAAGUCUAAAGCUAUCACCAUGUAACCAAAUCACGUAGCACCCACGCCUUCCCCAAAUUCAAGCUGCCGGUGUAUUUGAGGUAGCUCGCUCUAGCUGGUCAGCGAAGGUGGGACAUUUAAGUGUUCCUCUACUCGGACAGAAAACCCUUCAAGGGUUUGCGCUCUAUUUUUGAACCCAGGGAUAACUCCUCGUUCAGGUAACGUGACAUCAUUUCUCCAAAGUAUUACAAAUCAAGAAAAUUGGGGAGUGUAAGAUGAAGGUUAGGACUGUGGGAGAUGUAGGAGCCCUCCUACUACAACCCUGUAGCCUUUGCUUUGGGUUUGCCAUUUUUUUUAACCCCGGGAGAGAGCGCGGGAGAGAGAAAAUAAUCUCACAAACGCCUCUCGUUUACAAAAGAGCAAGGAUUCUCCUACUCCUCGUCUGGAUGUCCAGCUGGCAUUUGAAAGACACCGGGUCAAAUACUCCCAGGAGCAGCCAACGAGGCCCGCCUUACUAUAAAAGCAUUUGGCAUCCAAUACUCAGGUUGAAGAAAAGAGUCGCUCUGCGGCGACGUCCAAAUCUUGGCACAUGGAAACGUGGCUCUUUUCGGUUUAAAGACAAGAGGACCGAGUGCUUUCAGACUUACAAGAGGGGCGCUCCACCCCAAAAUCUUCCAAGGAGAGUUCAGGAUUUGCACCACGUCUGCCCGGGCAUCCCUCGGAGGCUUUGGAUCUCCCGUACGAGGGGAGAAAGUAAAGAGAUUUUAUUUUUGUAUUAUCAUGUCGGACUUUUCGAUUGCAAAGAGUUUCUUCCUUGACCUUCUUGGCCCUCACUUCCCGUGUCCCAUGAACUCGUGGAAAACAGGGACCACCAAAUCGGGCCAGAGUAAACCAAGAGUAACAUUGCGAAAGAGUACCGGUUGCAAAAAAACACCUCAUUUCUUCCUGCGGUCAAACUUGUCGAGAUCUGUACAGCUUCCACUUCCUUCCGAAGAAACAGUUCACCUUCUUGGGAUCUGUCUCGGUCUGCAGAGACCCGCGAAGAUAUCCUGCUACAUCCUUAACUGCAGAUCGAUGGAGCAGACUCUCGCCAGAUCCCUUAAAGCCAUGCUAUCCUGUUGGGGUAGACAAUUCGUCCAGAAAUGGGCACGACCGUUACGAGACAAAGGAUAACCGAUUCUGCAGAACCUCCACAGUGGUUUUCUUCGUCCAAAUGCAGAAUUGGGAGGGGGGUGGGGCCCCUGAGAUCUAUUUUUUGGGGGGGGGAAACCCUUUGCAAAUCUACCCUGUUGCCUUGAAGUAAGACAUCUUCUCCGUAGCCAAAUACGGUGGGACAAGUUUUCCACAUCCCCAGAAACAGAGGGGUAAUUGGAGCGCGUCAACCAACCGGUACCGACAGAGUUCCCAGCGCAUCCACGUUUUAAUUGGUACAGUGACUAAGCUGGUU
Pseudonaja textilis is the source of this 2855-nucleotide messenger RNA. NCBI's taxonomy places the organism in Eukaryota, Metazoa, Chordata, Lepidosauria, Squamata, Elapidae. The record is from RefSeq and is a predicted model, not a curated record.